Messenger RNA from Seminavis robusta, 1149 nucleotides. The record is from the annotation of a GenBank genome assembly. NCBI's taxonomy places the organism in Eukaryota, Bacillariophyta, Bacillariophyceae, Naviculales, Naviculaceae.
AUGCAGAGCGCAACGACAACCGCGACGACCAUUCGUCCCAAGGCAUCGCCUUCUUCUUGGGAAAGCACCAACUCAAAAGAAAAGGCUCCAAGCCUGACGCUGAAGGAUACAAAGGUCGCAAAUGAUGAGGCAACUCCUCCUACUAAGGUCACUACAUCCGGCAAGACGGGAGGUUUCUACGAUCAGCAGACUCUAUGGGAACAAGAACUCCACCGCUAUCAUCCCUCCUUUUGGACAUUGGUACGAGUGAUAAGUCUCAUUGGGUUUCCCUACUUGAUGAGUGCCAUUGGAUCCUUCUUUUGGCCUCUGGUUGUGGAAUUUGCCGAAGCCAACGGACUGAAAGUGGCCCGGGUAGCUCAGGCAGCCAUUGCUUUGGUCGGCGGGUCCGCGUUUGUCGCACACAAUGCAUUCUUUGCGGCCAUCUACUACUUUAACAUUCCAUCCUUUGACCAAUAUCGAGUGGAUGACAAGCCGUGGCAUUGGGAUAUGCUAGGUGUCAGUGGAUGGCGAGAAAUGCUACGCAACACCAUCCUACAGAUCCUGUUUAAUUUUAUCGCUGUCAACGCUCCCGUCAUGUACUUGAUCUCACGCCGCUGGGGUGGACUCCCCUUUCGCAUGGACGCCACCAGCAUUCCAUCGGGCGGAGAAAUCUUUUGGCAACUGUUGUUUUGCACCGUCAUAGAAGACUUUUGCUUUCACCAUUCCCAUCAACUGUUACACACCAAACAACUCUACUGGAUUCACAAGGUGCAUCAUCGAUACCACGCUCCCAUUUCCAUUGCGGCCGUAUAUGCCCACCCCCUUGAAACGGUCUUUGGCAAUAUCUUUCCCUUUGUCUCGGGUCCCUUUUUGCUGCAGUAUCGCAUGCACGGAUGGGCCUUUUGCAUUUGGGGCAUUUUUCGACUGGCGGCAUCUCUGGAAAAUCAUUCGGGCUAUGAGUUCCCGUGGUCCAUGUUCCAGGCCAUUCCCUUCAAGGCACCCACCGAAUAUCACGACUUUCAUCACAAUCGCAAUCAAGGAACGUAUUCCGGCGUGCUUCGAUUCUGGGAUUGUGUGUAUGGUACCAAUAAGCACUAUUUUGAAUGGGUCCGUGCCGGACGUCCGGAUACAUUCAAGACCCAAAAGUUCAAGGAACAAAAGCAAAAGUAA